UGUCAAUAGAGGCAAAGAAGAAGAAAGUGUGGCGUUUGCAAUGGCGGUGAUGUGGCAGCGAAAAUAAACAACCCCGGCUGCUAUUUGAUGCUGUCGUGAUUAUCGUUGUUCCUCUAAUCUCGUAGCUAGUCGUUUAUCUGUCUAUAUCUUCCUCUGUGUUUGUGUCACCUGCGGGAGCCACAGCGGUGUGUUACUGCUGGAUAUUACACAGUUAGUAGGAGCUGAACGAGCAGCCGCCGUCUCAUUGUUGAGUAUUGACGGUCAUUUCCCUCGUACCCUGGCGUCGUUUUCCGACCACUAACGAUGCCACUGGGUUUGAAACCAUGCUGUGCUGUCUGCAAGACGAACUCUUCGUCGAUGUGGAAGAAGGGAAACCAGGGAGAGAUCCUCUGCAACAACUGCACAGGGAAGAGCAGCAGCGGCGGAGCAUCGGGACCCACCAUGUCCUCCAUCAUUCAGCCCAGCAAUGGCGGAGGAAAGCAGUCCAAGCAGGAGAUCCACAGGAGGUCCGCACGGCUGAGAAGCACCAAGUACAAAGCACCUGCUUCUGAGAAGAAGGUGUCAACAAAAGGAAAGGGGAGAAGACACAUAUUCAAACUCAAAAAUCCAAUCAAAGCACCAGAAUCCGUUGCAACAAUCAUCACGUCAGAAUCCGUAUUUUAUAAGGGUGUAUACUACCAGACAGGAGAUGUGAUCAAGGUAACAGAUGAGGAAGACGGGAAGCCGUACUAUGCUCAGAUUCGAGGCUUCGUGCAGGACCAGUACUGUGAAAAGAGUGCUGCCUUGACCUGGUUGAUCCCCACAAAGGCCAGCCCAAAGGACCAGUUUGAUCCUGGCACAUACAUCGUUGGUCCAGAGGAGGAUCUGCCCAGAAAGAUGGAGUACCUGGAGUUUGUGUGCCACGCCCCCUCUGAAUAUUUCAAGUCACGGAGCUCUCCGUUUCCCACCAUCCCCAUUCGACCAGAGAAAGGCUACAUCUGGACCCACAUAGGACCCACACCAGCGCUCACUGUCAAAGAGUCUGUCAGUGGCAGCAGUUAACAGAACUGUGACAUGGACUUAGUCUGUUGCUUUUAAACAGACAUAUGUACAUUUAUGUAAUAUAAAGAAAACAAAAAUGGUUGUUAACCACAGCCAUUACUUCAGAUUGAAGAUGGGUUGUAAUUUAAUACAAAGGAAAAAUGAUGUAGCUGCAUUUCAAACAAGUUGUUUGCACAACUGCGACGUUGGAAUAUUACUUUUGUAUUUAGUAAUAAAAAAAGCUCUUUUUGACCAUC
This is a messenger RNA of Micropterus dolomieu (smallmouth bass), 1277 nucleotides long. It is a transcript of the gene gatad1, whose product is annotated as GATA zinc finger domain containing 1. The record is from RefSeq and is a predicted model, not a curated record. Gene Ontology annotation, molecular function: zinc ion binding; sequence-specific DNA binding. The coding region runs from base 304 to 1041 and encodes 245 amino acids. Gene Ontology annotation, cellular component: nucleus. The transcript is spliced from 5 exons. NCBI's taxonomy places the organism in Eukaryota, Metazoa, Chordata, Actinopteri, Centrarchiformes, Centrarchidae. Gene Ontology annotation, biological process: regulation of DNA-templated transcription; chromatin organization.